CAUUUGCGAGAUACUCUUCAUAGUUUACGUGAUGAUGAGACUUGGUUUCAAGAAAUUAUACGAAGAAUUAGAGAAUUGCUUAAGACUGCAUUGAAUAUUACACCAGGAAUUCUGACAAUAGCAGGAGUCAAUCUUCCGAAUGAUUGUUCAAUUUUAUCAAUACUUACUCAAAUUCGUCAAAGUUUUAG
Rhizophagus irregularis DAOM 181602=DAOM 197198 is the source of this 188-nucleotide messenger RNA. NCBI's taxonomy places the organism in Eukaryota, Fungi, Glomeromycota, Glomeromycetes, Glomerales, Glomeraceae. The record is from RefSeq and is a predicted model, not a curated record.